AGAGGGGCAUGUCAUAAGCCCAAAAUACCAACGCAAAUUUUUUUUUUUGAGGGACAAUACCAACGCAAAUUAAAAAGGCAUUGAGAAGCAAAUAUCAAGAUUCCAUUCCACUGAAAUAAAAAGAUUCCACUCCUAAAUCCCCUCGUAAACCCUAAUCAAAUUACAGCACCUCAAAUCAGUUACAAUUCCGGCGGUAAUUUUCUGAAUUCCGAUUUCUUGCUCGCUGCCGAUCGCCAGACUGAGAUGACUAUACUUUCCGAACUUAAUGACGACAUCAUCCGCAGCAUGUCGGUUGGAGCCGUCUUCUCAGAUUUUGGUGGCAAAAUUAAUUCGCUUGAUUUUCAUCGGACAGCAGAUGUGUUGGUUACAGCAAGUGAUGAUGAUUUGGUUCGAUUUUAUGACAUAACUAAUGCUCAAUUAGUGAAGACAACAUAUCAUAAGAAACAUGGGGCUGAUAGGGUUUGUUUCAGUCACCACCCGAGUUCCGUUAUAUGCUCUUCGAAAUACAAUUUGGACUCUAAUGGAGAAUCCUUGAGAUAUCUAUCUCUAUAUGAUAAUAGGUGCCUUCGGUAUUUUAAAGGGCAUAAAGACAGGGUGGUAUCUCUGUGCAUGUCUCCAGUCAACGACAGUUUCAUGUCUGGUUCACUAGAUCACAGUGUACGCAUGUGGGAUCUACGCGUCAAUGCCUGCCAGGGAAUAUUACAUCUGCGAGGUAGGCCUACUGUUGCUUAUGAUCAACAAGGCUUGGUCUUUGCUGUGGCAAUGGAAGGAGGUGCAAUUAAACUAUUUGAUUCUAGAUCAUAUGACAAGGGUCCCUUUGAUACCUUCCUAGUUGGUGGGGACACUGCUGAGGUGUGUGAUAUUAAAUUCAGCAAUGACGGUAAAUCAAUGCUUCUGACAACUACAAACAACAAUGUAUAUCUCCUCGAUGCAUAUCAUGGGGAAAAGAAGUGUGGAUUUAAUAUGGACUCUUCUGCGAAUGCCACCAUAGAAGCAUCCUUCACGCCUGAUGGCCAAUAUGUGCUUUCUGGUUCUGGGGACGGAAAUAUACAUGCAUGGAACAUCAGUGACGAGCCAAAUAAGAUUGCUUCUUUGGAUAGCCACAUAGGUGUUGCAGCGUGCCUGAGAUGGGCACCUCGUAGAGUCAUGUUUGCCGCCGCUGCUGCUUCCGUUCUAACCUUUUGGAUUCCUGAUGAUGCCAAGGCUGAUGCUGAGCCGGGCGCCCCUGCUCCAGCCUCUUGACCCUGAAUGUCAACGUCAAAACAAUCGUAUUCAUCAAUUACUCUCUCUCUCACUUUCUCUCUGUGCGGUGUGGAAGACAAGGAAACUUGGCUCUGAUCAAAUGAUUGUUGCAAGAAUGAUUGCUAGGAUCUUAAGACUGAGAUUCUGUAAUAUACAGUCGCUAGGGUCGGUCGCAUAAGAUCCUAGCUUAUUUUUUUGUUUAAUAUUCAAUGUCUUUUGUGAUUUAAGUUAAUAUUCCCUACCAAGCUAGGCCAGAAAAUUGGACGAGAAAAAAAGGAUUCUGACCUCCAAAGAACCCAUUCGCUCCACCUGUUUUAUUUUCAGUAUUUUUAUUUUAUUUAAAAAUCCAAAGUUUCACAUCA
Salvia miltiorrhiza (redroot sage) is the source of this 1604-nucleotide messenger RNA. RefSeq names its product protein ANTHESIS POMOTING FACTOR 1. Gene Ontology annotation, molecular function: chromatin binding; protein binding. Bases 244 to 1242 code for a protein of 332 amino acids. Gene Ontology annotation, cellular component: Set1C/COMPASS complex. The transcript is spliced from 10 exons. NCBI's taxonomy places the organism in Eukaryota, Viridiplantae, Streptophyta, Magnoliopsida, Lamiales, Lamiaceae. The record is from RefSeq and is a predicted model, not a curated record.